Capra hircus (goat) is the source of this 2006-nucleotide messenger RNA. It is a transcript of the gene ERICH5, whose product is annotated as glutamate rich 5. The record is from RefSeq and is a predicted model, not a curated record. Lineage: Eukaryota; Metazoa; Chordata; Mammalia; Artiodactyla; Bovidae. Bases 113 to 1567 code for a protein of 484 amino acids. The transcript is spliced from 3 exons.
GCUCGGAGUUGAAGGAAUUUGUGCCGCGUGAGCGUUUCGCGCGGGAUCCCGGGUCAGACUCCCCAGCCCGCGCGGUCGCCGCGCUCGCCCUCCGGGCGCCCUCCUGCCCGCGAUGGGCUGCUCCAGCAGCGCCCUCAACAAGGCCGGCGACGGCAACAGGCUUCGCAAUGCCACAGAAGAAAGUGAGUCCUGCUUUGUCCAGCCAAAACCACGUGCACUGGGAAGAGAAUCUACUUUGGGUGGCAAAGUACAAAAGGAAAGCCUUCCUCCAUUAGACAAGCUCAAGAUCUCAGCCGCGUCCACAGCUAAUGGUGUUCAGUCCCUCCCUGAACAGCCCCUGGCAAAGGAGACUGCAGACCCACCAGGAGCCACAGAGGAAACUCAGCCUCUGCAGGGACCGAAGGGGUCUGAGCCACCUCAGCCAGGUGGCAAAGAUGGUGCUCCAGGAGCAGAAGGAAAGGAGGAGGAUGCGGAAGCGGUGACAGAGGCUCCGCCUUUGAAAGGAAGUGCUGAGACUGAACCUUUAGGAGCGGAAGCCGAGAAUCAGCCUUUGAUAACAGCGGGAGAGAGGGACUCUCCUGGAGCAGUGGAAGGUACUGAGGAUCCACAAGCUGCCGGAGAGAUGACGCCUCUAGGAACAGCUGAGAGAGUUCCUCUGGAAACAGCCAGAGAGCCAGGAUCUCAAGAAGCUGGAGGAAAGGGUGAACAGUCCCAACUCCCAGAGACAGUUCCCAAGGAGACAGAAUCUCCGGAGAUGUUGGAAGGCAGUCAGCCUGUGGAAACAGCUGAGACGCAGCACCUUCAAGAAACAGUUGGAGAAGAUGAGCAGUCCCAACUUGUAGAAACAGUUCCCAAAGAGAAUGCAUCUCUGGAAGUGUCGGACGGAAGUCAGUCUGUGGAAGCCGAGAGAAAAAAGCAACUUCAGGAGACGCUGGGGAAAGAUGAGCAGCCCCAGCUUCGAGAGACGAUUCCCAGAGAGCAUGGCGGACCGGAAGUGUCAGACGGAAGUCAGUCUGUGGGAGCCGAGGAAGAGAAGCAACCUCAGGAAACGCUGGGGAAAGAUGAGCAGCCCCAGCUUCGAGAGACGAUUCCCAGAGAGCAUGGCGGACUGGAAGUGUCAGACGGAAGUCAGUCUGUGGGAGCCGAGGAAGAGAAGCAACCUCAGGAAACGCUGGGGAAAGAUGAGCAGCCCCAGCUUCGAGAGACGAUUCCCAAAGAGCAUGGCGGACCGGAAGUGUUGGACUCAAGUCGGUGUGUGGAGACAGCUGUAAAGGCUGAUUCACUCCAUAAAACUGCGGAAGGUCCUGGGAACAUGCAGAAGCUCCAACCUGAAAGAACAGUUGAAAGCAUGGAACAUCUGGUGGAAAUGGCCAGGAAAAUUCACACUAACGAAGAGGACCAACACAUUGAAGGUGAGACAGGAGAAACAGUUGAAACAGAGAUGGAGAGUGAGAAAGUUGGUGAAGCAGCUGAAACAAAAGAAGAAGAAACAGGAGAAGUCAUGGAUCUUUCAGCAGCCACACAGAUAGGUCAGGAUGGAAGGGUGAAGGGACACAGCAUGUUAUAACAGAGAAGACAGAAAACUGCAGUGAAGUUGUGGUUACAGCUGGUAUCUUUCAACAUCGACAUGCUUUAUACCAGGAAAAUGUGGUUAUCAUGUUCUUCAUUACAUUGUUCCAUAGAACUGCUAAGCUAUAAAUGGUUUUCUUUGCUACUUAGAAUUCAGAACUACAGUAGCCAGAGCCGGUACUGACUAGAGUAUAUGUUCAUUUAAGAGUGUGAGGGCAUUUUCUUAAUUGUGGCAAUGGGUCCAUUCAGUGUAGAACAGUGAGACCCUAAAAGAAAACAUACACCUUUAAGUAUAGGUGACUGGAGAAAGGAGUUAAGUAAAAAAUUUUAGGCAGCUCAUGAUAAUGAAAUCAUACAGAAUUAGGAUGGAAUAAGAAUGAUCAACAACAAUGGGGCAACUUAUAUCUAGUAUUUCUUUCCUAUCACAGAAUUUAAAG